GAGGUGUGGCCGCGUGAUCGGUCUCCCAGCAACGCGGGAUGGCGGCAGGCGAGCAGCAGGGCCGCGAGUACCUGGAGCGCUACAAGAUCCCGGAGCUGCUGCACAACCUGAGCGCGCUGCUGCUCUACCACCGGCCCGAAAGACCAAGAGAGUUUUUGAUACAUGCACUGGAAAGAGUGAAGCUUGCAAAACUAACUGAUGUGGAAUAUCCUUAUCUUGUGGAUGAAUCAAAUUUGGAUGCUAUGUUUGAAAUGCUGGAUACUACAAGUCAAGGCUAUAUAACCUUAGUGCAGUACAAAGGAGCUCUUAAAAGCUUGGGGCUAAGUACUCAGGAUUUACCUUAUGAAGAAGAUGCAACUAUCACCCUGGAAAUAUUCAAGAAAGAAGUAAAGAAGAAGUUGCAGGAGAGCUGGGCAAUAUAUCAAUCUUAAGCAGCUGUCUGCUAAAAGUAAAAAUGUUUCUGAAGUCU
This is a messenger RNA of Emys orbicularis (European pond turtle), 469 nucleotides long. It is a transcript of the gene EFCAB10, whose product is annotated as EF-hand calcium binding domain 10. The record is from RefSeq and is a predicted model, not a curated record. Lineage: Eukaryota; Metazoa; Chordata; Testudines; Emydidae. Gene Ontology annotation, molecular function: calcium ion binding. The transcript is spliced from 4 exons. Bases 39 to 431 code for a protein of 130 amino acids.